Molecule: messenger RNA, 2406 nt
Organism: Calidris pugnax (ruff)
Lineage: Eukaryota; Metazoa; Chordata; Aves; Charadriiformes; Scolopacidae
Product: rho-related GTP-binding protein RhoB
Exons: 1
Coding region: 284-874 (196 amino acids)
Biological process (GO): small GTPase-mediated signal transduction
Molecular function (GO): GTPase activity; GTP binding
Source: RefSeq, a predicted model, not a curated record
UGCGCGGCGUGAGGUGGGGCGGAGGCGUCUACCCCCGCGAAGGAGCCCUCGGAGCCGGGCGGGAGAGGCGGCUGUCGCUGCGGCCGUAGCGCUGCCCUGAGGGAGGGUACGGAGGCACGGUGCCGGUGCGGGGAGAGAAGAAGGGUGCGCCCGCCUGCCUGCGCGGGCCCGGCUCGCCACGGUGCCCUGUGAGAAGCGAGAGGAAGGGGGAGGCGGCGGCCGCGGGGAGGAGGGCGCUGCCAUCGUCCUGCUGCACGGCAAGGCCAGCUUGGCGAGCCUGGCCAUGGCCGCCAUCCGCAAGAAGCUGGUGGUGGUGGGGGACGGCGCCUGUGGCAAGACCUGCCUCCUCAUCGUCUUCAGCAAGGACGAGUUCCCCGAGGUCUACGUGCCCACCGUCUUUGAGAACUAUGUGGCCGACAUCGAGGUGGAUGGCAAGCAGGUGGAGCUGGCCCUGUGGGACACGGCUGGCCAGGAGGACUAUGACCGCCUGCGCCCUCUCUCCUACCCAGACACCGACGUGAUCCUUAUGUGCUUCUCUGUGGACAGCCCGGACUCGCUGGAGAACAUCCCAGAGAAGUGGGUGCCUGAAGUCAAGCACUUCUGCCCCAACGUCCCCAUCAUCCUGGUGGCCAACAAGAAGGACCUGCGCAACGAUGAGCACGUGCGCAACGAGCUGGCCCGCAUGAAGCAGGAGCCGGUGCGCACCGAGGACGGCCGCGCCAUGGCCAUCCGCAUCCAGGCCUACGACUACCUGGAGUGCUCGGCCAAGACCAAGGAGGGGGUGCGGGAGGUCUUUGAGACGGCCACCCGGGCGGCCUUGCAGAAGCGCUAUGGCACCCAGAACGGCUGCAUCAACUGCUGCAAAGUCCUAUAGGGUGCAGCCGGAGCGCGGUGCUGGGCACAGCCGGUGCCCGGGUCGCCUGUUGGCAGGCGGAGAGGAGCUGGGUUAUGCGUGCAGGGAUGGGGGUGUCUGCCUGUCCCCCUCCACUGGGGGCUGGCGGUGGAUCGGGGUGGGGGCUAAGGGAGGGGAGGAAUGCUCCCUCAGCCUUGGCCCCAAAGGGUUGUGCUGGCUCAGCCAUGGGGACAGAGGGGGGUGGGGGUGGGAAUUGCAUGCCCUGAGUCUUGGGAAUCAAGUGGGGAGAAGCCUUCUCCCACCGCCGGCCCCUGCGAGUGCGUCGUGGGCUCUCGACCGCAGAAAGCUGCUGAGAAUGGACUGAGCAGACGUUGUGCCCGGCUCUUCCCCUCCACCUGCUGCUCCCAGCUCCCGGGCGGCCUCCUCUCCUUUUGCAAGAGGAGAGCGUCGAAGCCGAGAUGCUGGAAGGGACUUCUGCCUCCUCCUGCCUGCAUGUGCCUCCCCCCGGGUGGGCUGGGGAAGGGGGGCCGUGUCUCCCCGGGCUGCCCACCGUGUCCUCGCCUCUCCCACGGGUGUCUCGGCCUGAGCCUGACCUGCUGGGGAAGUUGGUGCCCUGAAGACCGAGACCGGGAGGGGAGGGCCAUCCCAAGCGACGCCUGUAUAUAUCUUACCUUUUCUGUCUUGUGCAAACUGGGGUAGUGCAGGGGGUGCUUGUUUAAAGUGAGGUGGGGAGGGAGUGCCCAGCUGGGACUUGUGUUGUGCAAAGGAACUUGCCUUGAGUGACUGAUGCCUGCUGAUGAUGCGAGCCUUCGACCCUCUCCAGCUGCAGAAGCCACCAGGCUGGAAAGUAAAGCUGACCUGCUCUGUCCUCCUUGCUGGACAUCCUCCUCCCGACGGCCCCAGCAGGAUGAGCGAGGGGGAAGGGGAUGAUAUUGCCAUAUUAUGAUCUUGGUGCCUGCUCCUUCCUUUAAUGUUGUCUUCUGCGAGUGUGUUGAUUUGGGUUUAUUUAAAAAAAAUUAUUUUUCAAAAGAAAUUACUUUGCACAACUUGGUGGAUUUUUUUUUUUUAAAUUAAACACUCAAUGCACUUGUCAUCUGCAAACAACACUGUAGCAUUGGAAACGUUCGUACUCGGUAACCUCAUCUGGGUCUUGUUUUAAAUUGUGAUUUCAACACAAGACAAAACCACUGUAUCUUUUUGCCUUGGAAAAAAUGGGUGAAAGCGCUGUUCCUUAUGCAGUGAGUACAUCAGACAUUUAAUACUAAAGGGCAAUUUUAAAGAAUCUAGGUUUAUUUAAAACUUUAUUUUCACAGGGUAGCCAACCCCAGGUGAAAAUAAUCUUGUGUUUCUCUGGUUCAGAGAACAAAUCUAUCCAUUUAUGUUUGUUUACUUUUUGUCCCUCUUCCCUCAACAGUGGUACUGAGACUGUUCUGUUCUUGUUUUUAAUAAACUGACGUGGCAAAAACUGAGAUGUAUAUGAUGUUUACAUAAAAUUAUGAACUGUGUAUGCAGGUUUUUUUUUAUGUAAAGUAUUAAAAGAUUCUAUGCUGACA